AAAAAAAAAUAAUUAUGUAGGUGGGGGAAAAAAAGCUACAGCCUGAGAUAACCAAGUGAGGCUCCAAUAUCUGGAGGAGGAGAAGCAGCUCAAGAGGUUACAGCACUGCCCUAGUGGAUUAUGUGGGGCUCCGGCUGGGCUGGUCGGAAGAUGCUCUUUGCCAUCUGACUCAACGCCACCCAUGAAUGUUGAUAUCUCAUACUGUUUCAAGCAGCCUGAAUACAACCAUGAAAACCUGAGUACAACAAUGAAGAGAUUUUAACCUCACUCAGCGGAAAUGCAUGACUGAAACUGCAGCACAGUUUCCUCCUCCUCCUGGACAAGGUAUUGUCCCUUUUAGUGAUGUUGCUGUAGUACAGAUGGAUUGUAGCGUAGAUGCCAGCAUGGAAUUACGAAGAGCCUCUAGUCCUCACAAGAUGAACAAGAGUGAUAUGGAUGGAGACAAGUCCGUGUUGCACAGCUGCUGCAUAUGUGGCAAGAGUUUUCCUUUCCAGAGCUCCCUAUCACAGCACAUGAGGAAACACACAGGGGAGAAACCAUACAAGUGCCCUUAUUGUGACCACCGAGCUUCUCAAAAGGGCAAUUUGAAGAUACACAUCCGGAGUCACAGAACAGGCACGAUCAGUCAGGGCCAUGAGGUGGAGGUGGGAGGAGAGGUGCAGCUGGGAGAGAUGCGAGUCUCAGAAGGUCUUGAUGGCUGCACCAGCCCUACCAAGAGCACCUCUGCCUGCAACCGGAUCUUGAAUGGAGCAGCUCCGACGGAAGGUGGCAAGAUCUUGCUUCGAAGCAGCAGAAAAGAGACGGUGGCAGAAGCAUCCGUUGGGGAAGAUGUUAAAUUAUGUCCUGUACAGUGCACUUUCUGCAAAAACAAAUUUGAAGGGAAGAAGGAACUGGAACAGCACAUUCAUCAGAUCCACAAACCUUUCAAAUGCAGGCUGUGCAAUUAUAUGACAUUAAGAGAGGAAACACUGUUAAACCACAUAGAGAGAGACCACAUUACCACUCAGAUUCCAAAUGGAGAAACUUGUGCUGAGAACUGCAAGAGUGAGUCAAGCGGAGGGGAGUUUCCUUGCGAAGUCUGUGGACAGGCCUUCAGUCAAACUUGGUUCCUCAAAGCUCACAUGAAAAAGCAUAGAGGGUCAUUUGACCAUGGGUGCCAUAUAUGUGGCAGAAAGUUUAAAGAACCCUGGUUCCUCAAAAACCACAUGAAGUCACAUGGCCCCAAAUCUGGGAGCAAAAACAAGCCAAAAAACGAUUUAGAGCCAAUAGCCACUAUUAAUGACGUCAUUCAGGAGGAAACAAUUGUGACUGGCUUGUCCCUGUAUGAAAUUUGCACGAAGUGUGGAAACUUGUUUUCAAAUAUGGAAAGCCUAAAAGCACAUAAUUCAGUACACUGCAGGUCUUCUAGAGCUCGUAGUGAACACAGAGCUGAGGGUCGAGGAGAUUUUGACCCACCUAUAGGAAAACAGUUUUUCCUCCAGUAUCUGAAAUUGAAGCCAUCUGUAGAGAUAGAUGGUGUUGUAGGGGGGCAGUCAGGAAAAAGAGUAGCUGAGCUGGAUCCAGUUAAUAGCUACCAGUCUUGGCACUUGGCUACCAAAGGAAAAGUCGCAGAGCCUUCUGAGUAUGUGAAGUAUUUGGGAUGGGAUGAAGUCCUGGCAGAUGCUGAUGUCACUUAUGACAAGGAUAAAAGGGAAUAUAUUCUUGUCAGUCAAGAGAAGCGCAAACUAGAGCAUGACUCACCCAGCUCUUCAAGCAAUCCGAAAAAGAAAAACUGUACCAGUGGGCGUUCAGAGAAAAACAACAGUUCACAUUCAGGGGAUAACUCUGUCCUAGGUCCAGAUGACCUAGAGUAUAGACCGUCCUCACGUCAGAGCAGAAGGGUGUCACAGAACAAGUCCACUGAGUGUUUUGAGUGUGGCAAGAUCUUCCGCACUUAUCACCAAAUGGUGCUUCAUUCCCGUGUGCACAGGAAAGAGCGCCGAAGCUGCAGUGAAGGCAGGGCUGUAGUCCGGCAAGAUCGAUAUGGAUCAAACAGUGAGGAUGGAGACUCUGGUUCUGUAAGUGGUCCAAGCACACCAGGUUCAACUUCUACCCCAGAAGAUUCAGUCACCUCUGGCAUGGGUGAAGAGGGGCCUGAGGAUAGUGCAGAGGAAGGAAUACACGAGCCAUCACCAUGUAAAAAACCAUACCUCUGCAGUUUAUCUGAAGAAAAUCCAUCUGUUGCAGCACUACAUCUUAAGAAUGGAAGAAACCACAUGCGAGAAAAUUAUGCCAGUGAAUCUAAACCAGAGUUGACAACUGUGGCAUCUAUCCCAGAAAACAAGAUCAAAGAUCUUUUUCCAAAAUACAUGGAUCGCAACAUUUCCCCAGACCCAGAGAAAUCAAUAUUUCAGUAUAGCCAAGAUCUCCCUUGCUCCAGUAGGACGGUUGACUUUACUUCCAGUAUGGGCCAGCUAAAUUCAGAUGUGAAAUUAGAUCUGCAGGCCCCACUAGAAAUGCAAACUAAGCAGUCUAAAGAGAACCUUCCAGAUAUGCAUGAGCACUCUUUGCUCAGUAAAGAUCCAGAUGUGCAAGAGAAGAUUCCAUUAGAUCUAAGUGAGAAGUCAACUAGAGGUGUUUCAUGCAAUACAAGUCUUACCUCAACCUUGCAGGCUGCUUUGAUUGUCCAUCCGUGUCCUUACUGCAGUCAUAAGACCUAUUACCCAGAAGUCUUGUGGAUGCAUAAAAGAAUUUGGCACAAGGUCAGUUGUAAUUCUGUGGCUCCUCCUUGGGUUCUGCAAAAUGGAUUCAGGAGUAUAAAAAACAACUUGGUUUUUCUGGUGAGAAAUGGUCGCACUGGUCCCCCUCCUGUUCUUGGUGGUAAAGAAUGCCAGCCUUUGCCCAUAGCUAGAUUUACACGUACUCAGCUACCAUGCGGGUUGUCAGGAUCCAAAAACAAUUCUUCUGGACAUGGUGUAACUGCUAAGCCUGGGACUAUGCCUAAAGAUGUGCCCUCCAUUAGUAACUGUGGCCCACGAUCAUCCAGCGUUGAUGGGUACCGGCAGUCAAAACCGAACCACACCCAUGAAAAAUAUAGCACAGUAGCCCAGCCAUCCCAACUGAAAGUGAAAUAUGAAGUGAAUUCCAAGUUGAUGCAAGCGGGAAGCUUUAGCAGAAGUUCAACACCUUCCCAAACAAUUGUAUCUAGACCCAACUCACAGCCCUCCGACUGUAAGCAAGCAGAGAAAUAUACAGUUUCCCAAGUAAGUGCCGGGUUUCCCCCUCUAAGUAAGCAUUGCACUCCAGACCCAGGAAAGGCCAAAUUUGUGUCUUCACCUCAAUUCCACUCUCCAUGUAAGACUGAGCCAUGCAUCACUCAAGAAGACCCACCAGUGCCGCAGCGACCUGUUCCCAGAAGAGAGAAUGAGAUGAGGACCUUGGUAAAUUGCACGGCAGGAUCCAGAGCCAGUCCACUGAUGCAGCCUCAGCCCAUUAUAGCAGGACCACCACCAAUGGUGCAUUCCAUCAAACAAGAGCAACCAUCAGAGGGGCACGAAAAGCGGCUGGACAUUUUAAACAUCUUUAAGACCUACAUUCCAAAGGACCUUGCUUCUCUCUACCAAACAUGGGGUGCCAAUAGCUCUGCAGUGGACCAUGCUGGGAUGCUUAGGACACAAACACGACAAGGAGACUAUGUCUGCGUCGAGUGUGGAAAGGGAUUUUCCCAGCCCAGUCACCUCAGGACCCACAUGAGGUCUCACACAGGCGAGAGACCAUUCCAAUGCAGAUAUUGUCCAUACAGUGCCUCUCAGAAAGGGAACCUAAAAACACACGUCCAGUGUGUACACCGGGUACCCUUUGACAACAGCCAGUACCCCGACCGACGCUUCCAACCACCUCCGAAUCAUUAUUCCAUCAACCCUACAGAAGAACAUCUGGAAAAUCUCCUUGCAAACCAUCCAGUCCCUGGAGCGACUGUGCUAUAGCGAGAGACCCACGCUUUGCUAGAAGAGCGAUGCCUCCGAACUGUUAAUCAUUUUUAAAACAAAUGAAGAAGCUACACAAGAUAUAUACAAAUUGACGUACUAAUCAGUUCCCCUGGUUCCUUUUUUCCUUUAUAAUAAACAGUGGAGUUGGCAAGCACUGUGGCGGUACAAGGCAUCUAUAUUAAUCAAGAUAACUUUUCUAGACACUGGAAAAAUUAAACUUUAUAUGAUUUGGAGAGCAGCACUGCAACAAAAUCUUCCCUUAUGGUUGUGAUGGCUUGUUUGAUAUGUUUGUUUGUUUUUUUAAAAAAGAGAAAAACAACCAAAGUGGAUUUGGGAAUGUGGGAAGUAGUGAUUAAUGAAACUGCCAUUGGCUGCAUUGGCUGUCAUGCUGGAAAAACAACUCUUUUUUAAAAAAAAAGAAAGAAAGUGAAAUGGAGGAGUCAUUCAGUGCUGUGAAAGCCAGGCUUGAUGAAGGACAGAAGGGACUGAAGAGAGAGGCCAUCAUUCUGCAAUGAGGUUGUUUCAUGAUAGUUUGGGGACCACUUGUGUUUCCAGUGGGCUUAUCCUUGACUGCACACCAUUAAUAGUACGUGAAUAUGGAAAUCGAAACACUUCUUAAGAAAUGAUUCUCUUCUCGCUUUGGAAAGAAAACAGCUAGUCAAACACUAAGAAAAGGAAAAAAAACAGGCUUCUGUGUUUUUUUUUUACUCUCAGGGCCUUUCUAUUUGUUUCUUGCUUCUGCUCCCCCCCCCUUCUUAACAGCGCUACUUUCUGAGACCUGAUCACAAAGGAAAUGUGCAUGCUUAAACAAAAUUUCAAAAGAGAAAGACAUUUGAUUUAGCUGUUUAAAGCUGCUGAUUUGUAUGCUUUUAACAGGGAAAAAAAUAAGCGUUCGGGCAGGCAUAGGCCACUAAGGUGCUCUAUGUGCCUAUAUUUUUGUGCAGCGAGUCAGUUACCUUUUCUAGGUCCUGGUAACAUGGGUGGGGGAGGUGAGUAAUUUCUUCUGCAGUGACAGGUCAGUGUUCAUCUAAUGGGUCAUGUCUUGUACAUGAUGACUACUGGGGUGGGGGAGAAAAAGCUUUAUAUACCUCUUCUACCAUCACUCUUUUAAAUGCAAGUUUUCCAGGGAGGGGUGAAGGUGGUAGGUUGUUAACCACACAGUGUCUGCAGUUUGUUGAAGAAAAAAAAUGUA
This is a messenger RNA of Gekko japonicus, 5160 nucleotides long. RefSeq names its product zinc finger protein 516 (gene ZNF516). NCBI's taxonomy places the organism in Eukaryota, Metazoa, Chordata, Lepidosauria, Squamata, Gekkonidae. Gene Ontology annotation, molecular function: RNA polymerase II cis-regulatory region sequence-specific DNA binding; DNA-binding transcription factor activity, RNA polymerase II-specific. Gene Ontology annotation, biological process: regulation of DNA-templated transcription. The record is from RefSeq and is a predicted model, not a curated record. Gene Ontology annotation, cellular component: nucleus.